This is a messenger RNA of Lineus longissimus, 2537 nucleotides long. Its product is annotated as gamma-tubulin complex component 4-like. The transcript has 15 exons. Gene Ontology annotation, biological process: cytoplasmic microtubule organization; mitotic cell cycle; meiotic cell cycle. Gene Ontology annotation, cellular component: centrosome; spindle pole; equatorial microtubule organizing center. The record is from RefSeq and is a predicted model, not a curated record. Gene Ontology annotation, molecular function: microtubule minus-end binding; gamma-tubulin binding. NCBI's taxonomy places the organism in Eukaryota, Metazoa, Nemertea, Pilidiophora, Heteronemertea, Lineidae. The coding region runs from base 79 to 2085 and encodes 668 amino acids.
CCGGUUUUGAUGAUGUUUUGUAAAGUUUUGCUGAAUAAAUGUGAUUUUUCACCGUAAAAAAGGAGUGAAGAAUAAGCCAUGUUGCAUGAAGUAAUUCUUGCCCUUAGUGGGUGUCCGGGCAGCAUAUUUGUUAUGAAUGAAAAGUUUGACAUCAGGCUCGUCCCAGACCUCCCUUUCAUUAGUCGCACUGAGGAGGAGCUACUUAACAGAUUAUGUGAACUUGGGAGCUAUUACUACAGAUUUCAAGAAUUUAUCCGGAAAAAUAGUGGCUGCCCAGCUGUGACAAAGAUUCCACCUCCAGAAUCAAGUUGUCUUCAGCCAGGCCUUUACCUAAAAGCAUUUUGUGAUGGCCUUGAUUCAGUGCUGGAUCCCUACAGGAAAAGUUUGUUGGAUAUUGAACAGAGCGUCCUUGCUGACCCACACUUGACAGUUGCAUUUGUUCAGAGCUCUUUAGAUGAAUAUCGACACAUGUUCCCCUUCUUGGUUUCAAUCUUGGAACAGAUCUCAUCUCAAAAUGCCCAUGGUUGUCACAUUUUGGACAUCUUGCACAAAAACUCCUCGCAUGGUUUACCUAUAGUCAAAGCAGCAUUACAACAAAUUAUCUUCACAUGUCAUGGUGUUCUGUACAAACAGCUUGCAAGCUGGAUGCUCCAUGGUUUGCUGCUUGAUAAGCAUGAGGAGUUUUUCAUCCAGAUGAUUCCAUCAACUGCUCCGAAGCAGGAGAUCCAGGCAGAAGAGGAUGAGCUUGGACUAAGUGGCCUGAGUGGGAAGAUGCUGCAGCAGAUGUUGCAAAUUGACAAAGGCAUUGGUGUGAUGCCGACAAAUGAACAAUUUUGUAUUCGUGGAGAACUGUUACCAUGCUACAUCCCAGUGCGAGUGGCUGAAAAGAUUCUAUUUGUUGGCGAGUCAGUACAGCUAUUCCUCAGUGAGAGAAGGGUCACCACAAUGAAAAAAGCAGGAUCUUCAAUUCUUAAGAACAAAGAAGUGGUGUUUGCAAAACAGCUUCAUGAGUUAUCCAGAGAGAGCGAGUUCAGCCUCAGAGAAUUUGAGGAGUGCAUUGACAGAAUCAGGACUUGUGUAGCUGAGCAUCUCUGGAAACUUGUUGUUGAGGAGUCCAACCUGUUCGAACAGUUGAAGAUCUUGAAAGAUUUCCUCCUUCUCGGCAGAGGGGAAUUGUUCCUGGCAUUUAUUGACCAGGCUAAACAUUUGCUGAAGAUGCCACCAACCUCAACAACUCAGCAUGAUGUAAAUGUUGCAUUUAACCAAGCUGCCCACAACGUGCUAUUGGAUGAUGAUGAUCUCCUCCAGAAAUUUCAAAUGAUUGUUGAUGUCAAAGCUGCACCACCAAAAAAGCAAAUUAAGCCAGAUAUCACCUCAGAAAUCUCCCAGUUUGGCCCUCCAACAGCAGAGACUGGAUGGAGUUCUCUGAGACUUGAUUACAACGUGGAGUGGCCGCUGCACAUUUUGUUUACACCAGGAGUUCUAGACAAAUACAACACGUUGUUCCGGUUCCUGUUGGCUGUAAAGCGUGUUCAGCUGGCACUGCAGCAAUGCUGGUCACUCCAGAUGCAGGAGAAGAGAAGCAAGUCGUCAGAUCAGAGUGCUGCCAAGUGGCUGCUCAGGACACACAUGGCUUUCCUUGUGGACAACUUGCAAUACUAUCUACAGGUUGAUGUUAUAGAGUCUCAGUACAGUGUUCUUCUUGAGAAGAUCCAGGCUACUCGAGAUUUUGAGGCGAUCAGGCUUUCUCAUGAUCAGUUCAUCACAGCUUUGCUUGCGCAGUCUUUCCAACUCAUGAAACCGGUGUCCAACUGUUUGAAUGAGAUUUUAGAAAACUGCCAUAACUUUGCUCUCCUGGUGACCCAAGGUGACAAUGCUGGCCCCGAGUGGGAGAUUGAGCAGUUGGAAGUCAUUGCUAAGAGCUUCCAACGCCAGUCAAGUCUUCUUUUCCGCAUAUUAUCAAGUGUUCGCAGUCACCAGGCCAGCCCUCACCUAGCACAGCUUCUGCUGAGGAUCGAUUUCAACAAAUAUUUCAGUAUGUCUGGAGGACAACUGGGAAGCUACGGUCCUACCAGUCGAAGGUGAUGCAUGAGAUCAGAUGACAUCUACAUGUAUGGAGAUAAAGUUGCUGUCACUGUGGGUUUACAAAUAUGAUUGUCUCAGAAUGAUACUGUCACUAGAGCAAGGACUUUGCUUUGAACUUAUGAUGCACUUGAAAUUGGAAAACUGGACUGUUCAGUGAAGUUUAUAAUUACAUUUACAAUGCCUUGGACGCAUCGUCAUGACAUCAACAUUGGUAAUGAAAAAUGUGUUACCCCCAAACCAUUUCGAGUUCGUGUUGCAAGCGAGGACUGCUAACUCUGUAUUAAUUCCUUAAACCAAUGCUGUUAAAGUGUAUAUUGUUAAUGAUCCGUCACAACUUAUUUCUAAAGGUGUAGAUGAAUCUUAAAGCCUCAUUAUUGACUGACUAUAAUAGGGUGCAGGCACCCUGAGGCUUGUGCUGUAAAUAUGUACAUACAGUUAUCAAUAAACAUUCA